Melanaphis sacchari is the source of this 2294-nucleotide messenger RNA. Its product is annotated as cytochrome P450 6k1-like. NCBI's taxonomy places the organism in Eukaryota, Metazoa, Arthropoda, Insecta, Hemiptera, Aphididae. Bases 136 to 1677 code for a protein of 513 amino acids. Gene Ontology annotation, molecular function: iron ion binding; oxidoreductase activity, acting on paired donors, with incorporation or reduction of molecular oxygen; monooxygenase activity. The record is from RefSeq and is a predicted model, not a curated record. The transcript has 4 exons.
ACCAACACGUACGUAAUAAUAUGCGCAUAUAGCAGCUCAGUACUAAUUUGAACUUUCAAAAAAGCUGUGGCGGCUUUCGUAUUUUUUGUUAAUAAACAUUCAAUUCAAUAACCUAGGUCGUUAUAAAAGUCGAUCAUGAUAUCGUUUCUGACCGAUUUCCUGCUCGACAAUGUCACCUAUCUUAGCUUGAUUGCAAUUUGCACGGCCAUCUACUGUUAUUCCAUUUCGACGUACGGUAAAUGGCGAAAAGUUAACAUCCCUUACGUACAGCCCGUGCCAUUGUUUGGCAACACAUUCAAAAUGAUGACGAAACUUGAACAUCCGAUCGACACGUUCGAGAGGCUAUACUAUUCAUUUCCGGACGUCAAACUGUUAGGAUUCUAUCAAAUGACGGAGCCGAUGCUAUUGGUCCGCGACCCGGAGCUGAUCAACACGAUACUGGUAAAGGAUUUUUCGUACUUCACCGACCACGGUUUAGACCUGGACCCGUCCACGACCGUGUUGGCCAACAGUUUGUUCUUCGCCAAUGGCCAACAAUGGCGGACGAUGCGCCAAAAGCUGAGUCCGGGCUUCACGUCCGGCAAGUUGAAGGACACGCACAACCAGAUCAACGAAUGUACCGACGAUAUGGUAUCCAGCAUCGUCGGGACGCUCGAGAAUACUGACCGACUAGACGUUAAAACGAUUACUGGGAGUUUUUCUACAGACGUGAUUGGCACGUGCGCAUUCGGUCUGAAACUGGAUACGAUCAAGAACGACGAUUCUGAGUUCCGCCGGUACGUCAAGCUUAUUUUCCAGACCACCCCGAGACAGGCAAUCGUACAGGUGCUGAUGAUGAUCUGCCCGCGAUUGAUUAAGCUAUUGAAAAUCAAAAUGUUCUCGGAAGAAGCUACCAACUUUUUCUACGAGGUGUUCAAAGACGUUAUCAAGUACCGCGAAGAGCACAACGUGUUCCGAAACGAUUUAACACAAACCCUUAUGCAGGCGCGUAAAGAAUUAGUGUUGAAGGAAAACUCGACCAACGAAGAUAAAUUCACCGAUGCUCACAUCAUCGCUAAUGCUAUUCUCAUGUUCACCGCUGGUUCGGAAACCGUGUCGUCUAUGCUAUCUUUUUGCCUUUACGAAUUGGCGCUGAACGUAGAAAUCCAAGACAAAUUGCGUGCGGAAAUAUGCUCGACGAAAGCUAAACACGACGGACAGUUAAACAGUGAUUAUUUGACGAACCUCCAUUAUACCAACAUGGUGUUGGAAGAGACUGCUCGCAAGUAUUCCAUCGCUUUAAACAUAAUGAGAGUAGCUACAAAAACGUAUACUCUACCCGACGAAUCGUUUGUUAUUGAAAAGGGACAAAAGCUUAUUAUACCGAUGUUCAGCAUACAUCAUGAUGCAAAAUAUUAUCCCGAUCCGAUGAGAUUUGAUCCCGAACGAUUUUCUAUGGAACAAAAAUCUCAACGACCUAAUGGCACUUACUUGCCGUUUGGCGACGGACCUCGACUGUGCAUAGGCAAACGGUUCGCGGAAUCAGAGAUGAAAUUGGUCCUGUCAAAUAUAUUGUCAAAGUUCGAAGUCUUACCGUGUGAGCAAACCGAAAUUCCCGUCAACAUAAGGAGUGAAGCAGGAAUUAUUACACCGAAAAACGGCAUCGUCUUAAAAUUUAGACCGAUCAUUGAACAUUAACUAUGAAUACGAAGUAUAUUUCGUACUCUCGUAAAAUAAUAUUAUCAUAUUACUAAUUUCACGUGUGUGUGUGUGUGUGUUGUAUUGUUUUAACUAGAUGUCGUGAUCGCAUGAUUCGAGCAUAACUAACAAGUUACUGUUUAUUAAGUACCAAUAUUAAUAUAGAAAUAAAUAAUGGUAGGUUCCUAAUUAAAAUCAAAAUUAAACCCACGCAUCGCGUGUCAUAAAAAUGUGUAAUACCUAACCUGUCUUUGAUCGUGUUUUUAAAUACAAAUUAUUACACAUUAUUUUAUCGAUGGUAUAAGUUACUCCGUUCACAAUUAUUGCUAAAUGUUAAUGCAAUGUUUCACUUUAAAACAUAAUAUAUUAUAAUUAUUAUUAUACCAGUUCACAGUUGUAUUUAUUAGUAGAUGCAUAAUAUAAUAAUAAGUUUAUAUACUUUGAUAGCCCAUAUACCAGAUAUAUUUUUAUGAUAUCUAGUAUGCAAGGACGUCAUUUGCGAAAUGCAAGGAACAAGGGUGUGCAACUAUAUACUUCAUCCAAUAUAAAAUAUAAUAGGUGCUUUUCAUAUUAUGCAGUUUUGUUAAUUAAAAAUCAAUUAAAAUAAAAUUAUUUAA